UCUCGUGACAGCAGAUUUAUAAUUAUUUUUAGAAAUUAAUUAAUUUAUAACACAUUUAAUUAAUUUAAAUAAAAUAAUUAAUUCUUUCCUUAUCAUAGGAUAAGUAAGGAUGAAUUAGAAAUAAUAAAAAGUGUGUGUGCUUGGUACUUUUCGAGGAAGAAAAUAAUAAAUAAAAUAAAAAGAACAACAGUGGACAAAAUUUUGAUAUUAAUUGUAUUUCUUCAUUUAAUUUAAGUAACAACUUAAUUAAUUAACUCACUAAAUAUUAUUUAACUCACGGUUAAAUAAAAUAUCGUCUCAAGUUUGUGCUCGAGUCGGGACUUUUUGAGGAAGAAAAUAAGCAAAAUAAAAUAUAAAAUCUGUGGUCAAAAUUUUGAUAUUAUUUCUUCAUUUAAUUUAAAAACUUAUUUAAUUAACCCACUAAAUAUUAUUUAACUAAUUGUUAAAUUAAAAUCUCCUCGCCUCUGCUGCAACAAUGAGUUCUAUGCAAGUCGUGAAGGAUGACGAUGGUAAAGGCAAAUCAUUCAUCCCUCCAAGUCAGCGGCCGGAUGGGACGUGGCGCAAGCCGAUCCGUGUCCGAUCUGGUUAUGUUCCGCAGGAAGAACAACCCGUCUAUGUCAGCAAGGGGAGAGGUGUCGGAGAAAAGAAUAGUUAUCCGGUCGGCUUAUCUGCGAAUGAUGUUGGUGGCGGUGGUGGGAUCUCCUCCUUUCCUGUGGGAUAUUUCGAUUCGGUUGAAAUGUUCCGGCAAUCGGCAGGAAUUCCGGGACUUAAUUUUGUAGCGGGGGCGGAUCCGUUGGUCCCCACAAAGACGAAAUCCAAGUCCAAGAAAAAAGGGGCCGCCCAAACUGCCACUGCUACGCCAGCCGCAGCAGCAGCACCAAAUUCCAAGCCGUCUUCAUCAUCCUCCUCCUCCACGCCAAAGCCUUCUUCGGCCGGAAUGUCUGCCACGGCAGCGUCAACAAGUAGUACCUCAAACUCAAGUCAAGGAGCAGAUCCGUCGAAACGCCUCCGCAACUUGAAAAAGAGAUUGAAAGAGAUUGAAGAUCUGGAAAAGCGGAUCGCUUCAGGAGAACUGACUGCUCCGGAGAAAGAACAGCUGGAGAAACUGAAACGGAAGGAUGAAGUGGAAGAUGAAAUUGAAGACUUGGAAAGACAAAUUGCCAACCUCAACUUUUCAUGAUGUGGUUUUUUCACACAGAUUGGAAAAUUUAUACCAAAAUUUAGAUAUUUAUUACAUUAUUAUGAGCAGGACUACAGCUAAAUGUCAUUUAUUCACAGGGAAAGUAUCUUAUCUUGUAUCUUGUAUCUUACGACCAAAGUAUCUUGCCCACCCCUGUAUUCAGUUAUUUAGGAUAAGAUAAUAGGGUAAAAGAUGUGUUUAAUUACUUUGUUAUCAUGAUUCUUCAUCUUCAUCCAAAUCUGUUAUUUACUUUUAGUUUUGUGUUCAACAAUUUGACUUAACGGAGGACUCGGCCACUCAUCGCCAAAUCGUCAAAAUCAGCACAUUUUUAAUCAUUUUUUCGCUCUGGGAACUUAUUUUAAAAUUCUGGACGACAAACUUGUAGUCAGUGAGUUGAUUGAUGGAAUGGCCGUGAGUUUUUUUUACCCAGUUUUGACGAGUUCCAAUUUUUCUGAAGGCUUCUUAAUCUAGAGAUCUCUUCCUCAAAAAGUAUCAAAUUUUGGAGUGUAUAUUUCUGAAAAGAUUGGUAACAAAUCUUCAAAUUUUUCGUCCAGAAUUUUAACCUAAAUUUCCAGGGCCAAGAAAUUUUGAUAAAUUCCAAUUUUUCUGGGGCUUCUUAAAAACUUGAGAUGUCCUCCUUCAAAAAGGGUCAAAUCUGGAGUGUAUAUUUUCAAAAAAUUGACAACUCCUUGCUCUGCAAAUUUGUCCAAAAUUUUUAAGUAAAUUCCCAGGGCCAAAAAAUCAUUAAAAACGUGCUGAUUUUAACGAUUUUAGUGAUGGGUUAUCGAGUCCAAUGUUAACAUUGAGCAUUUAGUUAAUUAAAUAAAUGUAUGUAGUUAAUUAAUUAAUUAAAAUAUUACAAUCUCUUCCAAAAAGUUGUCUUGAUCUUCAUACAUAAAUACUUUGAUAAAGUAAAAAAAUGUUUUGUCCAAGAUAGAUAAAAAUACUUAAUAAUUUGUGAAACGAUUCUCAUUUUGCAAUGCAAAAUUAAAAUUUGCAUGAAAAAACCAAGACAAGAUUCGUAUCGAGGGGGGAUAUGGAUAUGCCACUAUAAUUACGAUAUCGGUCGGUAUCCUACUUAUUAUUAUAUUACAGAUAAUUAGCUUCAAGGUUAGAUAAGCAUAAUUUAGUUGACUUGAAUUUGCUUUAAAUUUAAAAUUGAUUACAUCUUAUAAUCACUUCAUGUCUGUCUGGGGGACUUGUGGUUUGAAUAAACUUUUAAAAUAUAUA
Messenger RNA from Folsomia candida, 2410 nucleotides. RefSeq names its product partner of Y14 and mago (gene Pym). The transcript is spliced from 5 exons. NCBI's taxonomy places the organism in Eukaryota, Metazoa, Arthropoda, Collembola, Entomobryomorpha, Isotomidae. Gene Ontology annotation, biological process: exon-exon junction complex disassembly. Gene Ontology annotation, cellular component: cytoplasm; exon-exon junction complex. The record is from RefSeq and is a predicted model, not a curated record. Bases 476 to 1180 code for a protein of 234 amino acids. Gene Ontology annotation, molecular function: RNA binding.